This is a messenger RNA of Patella vulgata (common limpet), 1158 nucleotides long. Its product is annotated as neurotrypsin. Gene Ontology annotation, cellular component: membrane. The annotation marks the transcript as partial. The record is from RefSeq and is a predicted model, not a curated record. The transcript is spliced from 9 exons. NCBI's taxonomy places the organism in Eukaryota, Metazoa, Mollusca, Gastropoda, Patellidae.
GCUAUUGCUAAAAGUGGUGCCUUCUUUGAACCAGGCACUGGACCUGUAUGGUUGAAUAACCUGUACUGUGCUGGCACUGAAUACUAUUUACGCAAUUGUGAUUAUUCGUGUACAGGAAAUUCUUGUGGUCACGAUAGAGAUGCGUCGGUUAUAUGUAAACUUCAGUAUAGACUGAAAGGAGGAUCAGGACCACAUGAAGGACGGGUGGAAGUUUUAUAUAAUCGACGAUGGGGUGCAAUCUGUAGUGACAACUGGGGACCAGAAGAAGCUGCCAUUGUAUGUGAUGAACUUGGAUUUGAUAAAAAAGGGGCAGUAGCUAAACAAAAUGCAUAUUUUGGUGCUGGAACAUUACCUUUAAUUCUACACAAUGUCGACUGUAUCGGCCAUGAAGAUGCAUUAGCUAGCUGUAAACAUAACGGUUGGGGAAAAACAGGUUGCAGUCAUUCUGAAGAUGUUUCGGUGGUUUGCCAGCCAUUGGUUCGACUUGUGGAUGGUUCAGGACCUCAUGAAGGAAGGGUAGAAGUGUUUGUUGAAGGUCAAUGGGGAACCGUUUGUGAUGAUGGAUGGACCACUGCAGCAACUAGAGUUGUUUGUAAAGAGCUUGGAUAUACCACGACUGAUGCUGUGUAUAAGAGAGGUGCUUAUUUUGGACAGGGAACUGGACCAAUCCUAUUUGAUGACGUAUACUGCAGAGGUUCUGAAGCUCAUCUCAGGGACUGUAAACACUCAUGCUGGGAUCAGAAAAACUGUAACCACGCAAAGGAUGUCUCGGUCAUCUGUAAACUUCCAGUUAGAUUAGUAGGCGGACCAGAACCCAAUGAAGGACGAGUGGAAGUAUUUUAUAAUAAUGAGUGGGGAACUGUAUGUGAUGAGGGAUGGGGAGAUGAAGAGGCUUCAGUUGUUUGUAGAGAUCUUGGAUUUCAUCCAGAUGGAGCUGUUGUUAGAAAGGGAUCUCACUUUGGACAAGGCAGUGGCCAGAUAUGGCUAGAUAAAGUGAAAUGUAAUGGUUCAGAAGCCGUUCUUGCAAAUUGUGAGCAUAAUGGAUUCGGUCAAGCUACAUGUGGUCACGCGAACGACGUGUCUGUCAUCUGCAAACCUAUUCCAUACCGACUAGUGGGAGGGUCUGGACCUCGAGAAGGCCGUCAAGAAGGUAAUUGA